Molecule: messenger RNA, 620 nt
Organism: Aspergillus campestris IBT 28561
Lineage: Eukaryota; Fungi; Ascomycota; Eurotiomycetes; Eurotiales; Aspergillaceae
Product: DUF1770 domain-containing protein
Exons: 3
Coding region: 72-620 (182 amino acids)
Biological process (GO): mitophagy
Molecular function (GO): mitochondrion autophagosome adaptor activity
Source: RefSeq, a predicted model, not a curated record
CUACAUACAACCUCAAUUCCAACUAUAUCUCCACCACCACCAUCCAACACCCAUCCCUAGUCUUAUUCAAUAUGGCAGACCCCGCGAUUCAGGUCGCAGAGACCAUCCAAACGGCCUCCAUCAACCCCAACCCGUCCCCUGCCGACAUCAAUCCCCCGACCGCAGCCGAAAAGCACCCGAUUCAGAAAGCUUCCUCCGAAGCUGACAGUAUCCCUUCGGACAUCGUGGAUCCUCGACGGAUGAUUCAACCGACUACAAGAGGCCACACCCUUCCUCCGUUGCCUGAUCUACGGUUCGAGCAGAGCUAUCUCGCCAGCUUGAGGGGAGCCGACACCUGGGGAAGGGUAGCGUGGAUCACCAUCAGAGACCAGGUCCUCCUCCCCUUCCUGCAAGGUUCCCUCUGGACACUGGCCCUCUCCGGCUGGCGAUUCUGGAACCGCAACGCGAAUCUCACCGGUCAGACCCUGGGCAGCAAGAUCCGACGGUGGUGGUACGACGUAAACAACUGGGAACUGCCUCCCCGAUGGGCGUCUACCCGGAAAGAUCCCAAAUUAGCGGAGCAAGUGCAAGACUUUCUACAGUUCUACACAGCGCAAUUCUCAAAUGCAGGCGCGGAUUGA